AUAACAGAAGCUUCAUCUCUUCGGCAUAAGAAUAAAGACAGCAAUCAUUAUCAACCACCGCAUGAUACUUCGAGCUUUCCAUAAGCCCUGCCGCUUUGCUCAUCCGCAUCCCUCUUUUUCUUUCAUGAGUAUACUUUAGCGUGGGCACCAUUAUGAGAGUGGCAUAAAAGUUGAUAUCAUAUCUUUCCAACAAAUUGAUAUGACUGUCUAUACGUUGGGUGACUCCGUGUCCAUUUUUCAAUUAUCGUCUCGAAGAGAGGCUCAUUCGAAGUGGUAACUCGUUCCUUGUACUAGCAGCAUUGGUUUUAUAGGGUAGGUUGUUCAAGUAGAACAGAUGGCAGCGCCCGAAAUCGGUUCGUUUAGGCAUGGCAGUUUCUCGGACAGGAGCAAGGAACGGCUCCUGCCCCCGAGAAAAGGCUACUCUGAUUUCGGGCUCAACAGCUCCGGCAGCAGCUUCACCAGCAUCAAGCACCAGUGCUUCCGGUCGCUCUCUGACAAGAUUUGCAAUCUGUGGAAAGGGUUGCAAGAUGGUUGGGCUAAGCUGUGGGAAAUGGGCCGGUCUGAUCCUCGGAAAGUUGUCUUUGCAAUAAAAAUGGGGCUGUCCUUAGCACUCGUGUCCCUCGUAAUCUUCCUCAAAGAGUCCCUGCAGAAUAUGAGCCAGUACUCCAUCUGGGCUAUCCUUACUGUCGUGGUUGUCUUUGAAUUCACCGUAGGUGCAACCCUUAACAAAGGGUUCAAUCGUGCCCUGGGUACGCUCUCAGCAGGAGGGCUUGCUCUUGGCAUCGCUGAACUGUCAACUUUGGCUGGUGUUUUCCAGGAAGUCAUCAUGAUAAUUAGCAUUUUCAUAGCAGGAUUUUGUGCAAGCUAUGUAAAGCUAUACCCGACAAUGAAGACCUAUGAAUAUGGUUUUCGGGUUUUCCUGCUGACUUACUGCAUCGUGAUGGUAUCAGGAAGCUCAUCCACAUUUUUUGAGACGGCCUUUUACCGGCUAAUGCUGAUUGCUGUCGGAGCUGCAAUAGGUUUGGUUGUAAAUAUAUUUAUAUACCCGAUCUGGGCAGGGGAGGACCUCCACAAGUUGGUCGUGAAGAACUUCAAGGGUGUCGCCACCUCCUUAGAAGGGUGUGUUGAUAAUUACUUGCAAUCUGUGGGAUACGAGAGAAUUCCGUCGAAGAUUCUGAUGUACCAGGCUUCCGAUGAUCCAGUGUACAGUGGAUACAGAACUGCUGUGCAAUCGACUUCUCAGGAAGAAUCACUGGUGGAAUUCGCGAUAUGGGAGCCUCCUCAUGGGCCUUACAAGACAUUCAAUUAUCCGUGGAAGGACUAUGUCAAAGUAAGCGGAGCUCUGAGGCACUGUGCUUUCAUGGUCAUGGCAAUGCAUGGAUGCGUACUCUCGGAAAUUCAGGCUCCAGAAGGGAAGAGGAAAGUCUUCCAAAGCGAGCUCCAGAGAGUAGGCACCGGAGGUGCAAAGGUGCUCCGUGAGCUCGGAAACAAAGUGGAGAAAAUGGAAAGACUAAGCACCGGGGAUAUCCUCCAAGAAGUCCAUCAGGCUGCAGAGGAGCUCCAGAUGAAGAUCGAUGAGAAAUCAUACCUCUUGGUAAACUCGCAGAGGUGGGGGAUCGUGGAACAUCCAGAGGAACCAUCGGAAGAACACGACCACGUUCAAGACGUUAUUAAAGAUGUUCCUGAUAGUCAGCAACAGGUUGUGAUAAACUCGCUCAGUGACAUGGGCGAACCUCAGAACCCGAGCAUCAUCGUGGGGUCCACGGGCCUCCAGGAAUCCAUCACGUCCGAUAACACUAUCAAGAGGCCGAUCAUAUCCUGGCCCCGGCUGUCCUUCAGCGCGAAUUCAGUGCUGAACGAGCAGGAGUCUAAGGUGUACGAGAGCGCUAGUGCUCUAUCCCUGGCGACUUUUGCUUCGCUUCUGAUCGAGUUUGUCGCAAGGCUUCAGAACCUUGUGGACGCAUUCGAGGAGCUCAGCGAGAAGGCCAACUUCAAGGAUCCCAUGGAGCUGGACGUGAAGGAAAGGGCGGGCGGGUUCUGGGACAGGUUUCUGAGGUUUGCUCGGUUGAAAUCCUGAAACUUUGUUUCCGUUCCGAGGUUGUUUCUUUAUCAUUGCUCGUUGGGCACGUACUCCCAAUUUUUGAAGCCAGAGUAGGCUAUAUAUUCAACUGAAAGGGAAAAGGAUGAGAAGAUGACUGCAACUUCCUCCUCCUCCUUUGUUGCACAUUGUUACUGUAUGCUCAUAGUUUCUGUACUUUCAACUGUAUAAGGCCGGUCGAUUCAUUUAUUUCCUGGCAUAUUUAUUCAGACAUGAACUAAUGAAUACACAAACCAAUUCACGCUUC
This is a messenger RNA of Punica granatum (pomegranate), 2345 nucleotides long. The record is from RefSeq and is a predicted model, not a curated record. NCBI's taxonomy places the organism in Eukaryota, Viridiplantae, Streptophyta, Magnoliopsida, Myrtales, Lythraceae.